GCUGCACUCUCAGUCUUCUUCUCUGCGGCCGACGUUUGUUGUUUGUCGAAGGCAUCACGUGUUUCCAAGUCUUAUUAUUCCUUUCUCUCUUUUCUCCUUCCUUCUUUCUUCCGCCAUCAAUUCCCUCCUUCAGCCACUUCGAAAAGAACACGUGAUUCUCGACUCCGCCGCACUGUUCUCUCGCUUUCCGUCUCACCCAAUGGACGAUUCCAACGCACGAUUUCUAUAAAACAAAAGGCUCGAGAAGGGUGAGGAGAGAGGAGGCGGAGGAGGAGGAGGAAGAUGGGAAGAAGCAAGGGAGAGAAGUCCAACUUCAAUGAGACGUGCAGGCUGUUGAGCCAGUACUUGAAGGAGAAGGGCGGCUUGGGUGGCCUUGGCUUGGAGAUGACCCCUAAAGCUCUUGAUCAACAGGGUAAAGGUAAAUCUCCGGCGCCGGCGACCAUGAGCCUGUUGCCAGGGGUGGAUGUGCCGGGAGAGGAUCAAACAUCUCCGAAAUCCAUGGAUCUCUUUCCCCACAAGUCUGGUCUUGAUUCAGGUGCUCUAGCCAUGGAGGAACCUGGCAAGAAGACCUCAGAUAUCAAGAAGAUGGAGAAGGGCCAACUGACGAUCUUCUAUGGUGGAAAGGUGCUGGUUUUUGAUGAUUUCCCAGCCGAAAAGGCCGAGGAUCUGAUGCAGAUGGCGGCCAAAGAAAGCGUUGCGCCCCAAAAUCUCAGCUUUUCCACCCAUCACUCCUCCACUGCCAGAGCUGAUGGCCCUCGGUCCGGCGGAAGUCCGGCGACGCCAGCCCCUGCGGAUAGCCUGUCGAAGGCCAAUGCUUCAGACAUGCCCAUAGCCAGAAGGAACUCCCUCCACCGAUUCCUCGAGAAGAGGAAGGACCGGAUCAACACCAAGGCCCCAUAUCAAGUACAUGGUUCUUCUGCAUCCAUGGAGGAGGGCAAGCCAGAGUCGUGGCUCAACCUAGGCCGGCAAACUCCGCAGCCAGAGCAGAGCUCAGAGAGUAGCAAGCGGCAGACAUAUGGAUGUGUUGGGCACAACUGAUACAGAGCUCCAUCUGACUAUGGUGAUCAGUUGUCAGAUCCGCUACUUGUCGUCCUUGUAGCCUCCAUCGUCAUCCUCUUAGCGAGAGGACGAUCAGAGUAAGAGAGGUGGUAGUGUUGGGUUUUUCUUGGUUGAUGUAACCUUGUAUUUUUGUAAGAACUCCCUCGUCGGGGAAUGUUCUUAUUUGCCAGUUAGAACUGCUGAUCUCUGUCUUGAACUUGAA
Molecule: messenger RNA, 1261 nt
Organism: Musa acuminata AAA Group (dessert banana)
Lineage: Eukaryota; Viridiplantae; Streptophyta; Magnoliopsida; Zingiberales; Musaceae
Product: protein TIFY 10a-like
Exons: 5
Coding region: 283-1038 (251 amino acids)
Biological process (GO): regulation of defense response; response to wounding; regulation of jasmonic acid mediated signaling pathway
Cellular component (GO): nucleus
Source: RefSeq, a predicted model, not a curated record